This is a messenger RNA of Salvelinus fontinalis (brook trout), 5863 nucleotides long. Its product is annotated as GRAM domain-containing protein 2B. The coding region runs from base 2567 to 3685 and encodes 372 amino acids. The record is from RefSeq and is a predicted model, not a curated record. Lineage: Eukaryota; Metazoa; Chordata; Actinopteri; Salmoniformes; Salmonidae. The transcript is spliced from 12 exons.
UUUUUAAUAUUUUGGACGGAUCAGAGUGUAGCCUGAGUGUGAGUGAAUGCCGUCAAGGCUUUUCCAUUUUACGUGAGUAUGACUUUUCUCCCUCAGUGUCGACUGUGGAUUUAGCCAAACGGCUUGCUUGACUCCAACCACCAGCAGGACGCAACGUUUUGAAAAGUUCAGAUAGAAAUAGGCUAUGUAGAACAAACGUGCCCCUGACGUGUAGAAUAAGGAAUAGCAUCAGCUCUAAAUCAUGGUAUUUCUAUCUGCGACGUUCAACAACGUUUGAUUGCAGAACCGUGGCCCAGGAUUAGUCAUGGCCUCCGUGUCGAAGUCCAUUACCAUAGGGAAUGGAACCAUCUCUAGAUCACAGCCUAUUGGCCUCAAUUGAUCUGCUGGUGUAUUCCUUGGGGGCAUACAGCGGGUUGGCUACACUUUCUGGAUUACAAGCUAGUUACCUUGGAGGUUAUCACCCUGAUCUUUUUAAAAGUGCUUCUGGGCGGUGGGCUGCUGCUAAACCAAUAUAGAGGACAUCAUAGAAACUAUGGGGGAAACACUAUUAUAUGACAAUGUGAAUUACUUUAGUAGACUACAGUUUCCCUUAUACAACUUCUAGCAUGCAACAAAUUGGUUGCUUGACUUUGUUUUUCCCCCUGCAUUUCAUUGGCUGUUGCAUUUUAAUUUUAAUCGUAUUCUGUGAUUUGGACCUCGCUGACCACAUGUUACAAGUGGGCUACAGUACAGUGGAUUCUCGUCUCAAACUUAGCAGACAGGCAGCAAACAUAUAUUUUUUUGGAAGGCCUCCACAACAAACAGUGUAGCUAGCAAGUACUGUGUGACUGGCUGCCAGCCAACGCUCCAAAUAAGCACGCACAUAUGUUACGUGGCAGUAUCUGAGAGUUCAACCGUCUAAGCAUGCACAUUCCAUCCCCAUGUUUGCUUUGAGACCUGGCCAAUGUGUCCUGUCUUCUGUACCACAGACGGGACCUGUUCUAUCAGAUUCUCAUCUUCCUCAUUUUCAUUUAUACAAAAACACAAUGACAGGCAUGAUCUAAUUGUCAGACAUUCCUCAAUGAGAUUGAAAUGUAUGUUUUCACUGUAAUGCCUAUACGUACCAUGCUCUAUACCAGGGAUCAUUGACUGGAUUUAGCCGCUGGCCUAUUUUGUUUGUAUUUUCUUGAGCAGAUGGUCGGGACGGGGGUCGGAACAUAACUACAAAUCAUUUGUAGCCUGCAAAUUGACCGCAAGAAGCCUGACUAAAACAUAAUAAUUUCAAACCUUGCUUACAUUUGUAUACGAUCAUGUGUCUCUUAUGCAUGAUAAUACUUCACUGGUGUUUUAGUCUAAUGUCCAACAAUUUAAAAUAAGUUUUGCUCACAAAACAUUGUGUGGGGUGGGGGCAAAUGAAACUCAAACUUUUAUACAACACCUUAUUGCUAUCUGAUAUAGCCUAGGCCUAAUGGUUUUUGAAAGCGCUGUGUGCCUGUGGUAUAAUUGGCAGUUCAUACAAUAGUGAGAGGCAUAUUGGCAAUUAGUGGUACAAGCCCUGAAUUCUGAUUUGGCUGAAAGCCAUGGUAUAUGGCCUUAUUGCUUAAUUCGUGACCGCUCAUGUAUGUCAUGUAGCUAAGGAUGUAUGUCCUAAAGGAACCAGUGCAGGUCUAUAAUAGACCAUGGCAUAUAGACAAUGCUGGUAUGCCAUGUCUGUCACCAAUGGUUAAUUUGAUACCGGUUUUCUAAACGGGACUCGCUUGGCAGGAUUUAGAGUUGCGUGUGUGUCUAGUGUGGGCGGACAUCGUAGAAAUAUUAUUAAAUGCGUUUCAAGGAAAUUACAUAUUGUAAUGGGGGGGGUGAUGACAGAGUAAACUCAUCAGAACAACUCUUGGAAGUUUUUUGCUCAACAAACUACACGCACCGUUCUCAUGAAAAGCAAGAGCAGCAGCAUGAAUGAUACAAAUGUAUCUGGCUCUACUGCAGCAGUAGUGUUUGGAUCUGUACAAUUCAGUUAAAAUUACACAUACCCGUGACAAUCAGAUCCGACACAGAUCCGUGACAUUAUUUAGAAUUCUUGAUUUGGACCUGCUCGGGUCCGGAUGGGGUCUCGGGUAUUCGGGUACAGGGGGAUCCGUGAAGACCUCUCACACACCUCCCUGGGUUUCUCAGACUUUCCCUGAACUAGAUGUCUUCAAGAUCCACAGGCCAGCCUAUAUAAAAAGGAUCCGUAGUUCAUUCAUUUUCACUCUGAGCUAGUGGAACUUUUUUUAGAUGACGAAGGGAUUUUUUUGUUUUUACAUGUCCCCACCUGUGCAUUGCGCCACUAAGGAGGCGUGGGCCCUUAGGCUUACGUCACCCACUACGAAGUGUCACACCAUUUCAACACAAAGCCACAUCCUUCAGGUAAUAGAACUGCUUUCACUUGAAGGAUAUGGCCAGACUGAACUGGUUCAGAAGUCACUCAGAAAAAAACCAUUCCAUUGCAGCAGUGUUGGAAAGAAAAGAGGACCUUCAAGUUUUCUUCACUUGUUUUGACUGACAGCACAUUAUGGAUUGAAGUGUGCUUUUAUUCAGAUAAGGUCUUGCUAUGAAUAGGUAUAUGAGUUUUCGUUCGUCUGGGAGACUGCGUCUGAACGGCUACCAGGUGGAGAGCGGAGGAUUGUCUGUGAAGGAGAGUAAGACGCUGGAGAAGACCAGGAAACCCCUCAGUCUGGAGGAGACCCAACUGGAGCUGCUGCUGCAGCAGAGCAGAACUUUCACCAGACAAGCCCCUGUCAGGUCUCGGACGUUCGAUGUGGACAGAAGUUUGGAGAGGACUUUAAGCAUCGGUUCACAAAGUAGUUUUAUAAAGCACAACAAAACAUUCCACAAGCUGUUUCCUGACAUUCCAGAGACUGAAGACUUGCUACAUGCGUACAUCUGUGCCCUGCAGAAAGAGGUGCUCUACCACGGCAGGCUCUAUGUCACCAAGCAUCACGCGUGCUUCCACUCCUCAGUGUUGCUCAAGGACACCAAGUUAGUGAUCCCUGUGACCAGCGUGCAAAUUGUGAAGAAGCAGAACACUGCCCUGCUGGUGCCCAAUGCCCUGUCUAUCCGCACCACCGAGGGAGAAAAGUACCUGUUUGUGUCUUUGCGGAACCGAGAGGCGUGUUACAAGCUCCUGCGGUCCGUGUGUCCUCAACUGAAUGAUGGAAGUGCCAACAGCAGCCCUCUAUUCUCUUCUGCAGAGAAUAGUUUUGAUCAGGACAAGCUGGUGAACUCCAGUCAGUCCAGUCUAGACGACAGUUUUGACCAGCCGGACGGGUCAGACCCGAAGCUCUUCCUCGACUCACCCCCACCAAGACCAAACAAAGACCUAGUGCCUCAAGGGAGCAACUCCACCCCGAGGAGCAUAAACACACAGCAGAGAGACAGCUCCUCAGAGGACCUCUCAGCUAACCACCCACAAUGUGGCUCAUGGGUGUGGAGUGUGACACGGGACGCCUGCUCCCUUCUCAUCCAGAGAGACGCCAGCAGCCUCAACACUCUCCUCUUCAUCUACCUAAUACUGGUGGUACUGCUGCUGCUAUCGUCGGGAUACAUCGGCCUCCGCAUCGUGGCUCUGGAGGAACAGCUGACCUCUCUAGGUGCCCUCCCUGAAUUCUCCUCACAGAGUAUAAGGACACAUAACCCUGAUUGGCCGGAGGAGAUGUUGGAUGACUCAUGAGUGGAGGAUGUGACAAUAUGGCGCCAGUUGAAGAUCUAACAAUGAAAAAAGAGAACUGGAGCUCUCGUGUUGAAGAUAUACUGUCCUCUUCCUAGAAGAACUUGAAGGAAGAACUAGGAGAUAUUUUGAUGGUGUUCUAGUGAUGGCCCGUCACCUCCCUGUAUGAUUUCAGAGACCGAUGGGUAUCUCAAAGGGCUAUAUUUAAGAGAGCUAGACCCAGGCCAGCCACGACUCGCAGCAAGCAGAGCCAAGCCAACAUAGGACACACACAAAUUAUCUGCUGUGUGCCUGACUUGAAACCAAAGCCAACUGGCUCAAACUGAGCACCAACUGAAGAGGGGAGGCGAUAGUCAACUCAAUCUGCUCUCGGAUCAGAUUGACAAGAAGCGAUUACUCAGAGAACUCUGGAAUGUGUGCUCGUUUCCAUCCUAUGUAUUCUCUUCAAGAGCAUGUGGUCUGUGCAGACGACCUGAUUCCAGCCUAGUCCUGGGUUUGCUUUUUUAACACUAAGGUACAAGUGCUAUGCAAGGCCAAAGAUGCAGAGUGCACAGAGAGGACUUUUGACUCUUAUCUUCUACUAUGGUAUCACUUCAUCAGGGUGUUACAAGUCGAUCUGUAUUUAAUCUUUCACUACUAAGUCAUAUGCGGGUAGUCUUGAAGGAUUCUUCUGGUAAUCGGCCAUAAUGAUAACAAUAAAUAUCUUCUCUUACACGGAUCAGCUAGCCGAGCAACCAUUUUGAUUUCCUCUCCUGACAGUCUCUUCCUCUCCUCUCUUUAAGAUCAGCAGUAUUAAUCCUGCCAUUGGCAUGAUUUAAACCUGUUUUAAUGAUCAAUGCUUUGGAGGCCACUCCCUUGAUUCUCACUGGAUGUAUGCAUCUUCAACGUGCCAAAAAGAGUACGAUCAGGUUGAAUGUCGUCUCUUUUGUAGAGGUUCCAUUUUCUACUACUUUGAUCAUCAAAGUAGUUUUGGAUAUUCCAAACCAAUACUAUUGUCUUAUUCAGAUUUUAAUAUAUCUGUCGAUGACUUCUGUACUGUUUUAGAAGGAACUGACCUGUGAAAAGCAAAGAAUCAAAUCUAGUCGUUGACAGGCCUGUUGAGAACAAACACUUGUUCCUGCUGGUUCAGACGUUUCAGGACUGUUCAAGUAGCAACAUACUGUAUGUUAUUGCAUGUGUCUGGAACAUCGGAUACUUGACUGAUAUAUUAUGCACACUCAUUUGAGUCACCUUUUUUGAGAGGACAACCAUAAAAGUGUAACUAUCAAGUGACGUUGUUAGUGAGGUCCUAAUUUUAAACAAAGCAAAACAUAGGUGGUCCAGAAAACGUAUUUCAAUAUGCAAUAAAGAUUAUCCAUGGGGGGAUUAGCAACCUGUAGGGUUUUUUUUUUUUAAAUGGAGUCUGUUGUGAGAAUUGUUUGUUUAAAAAAAAAAGGCCAAAAUAAUGUCUCUGGUGAGCAAGCGAGGGCACUUUAAAAGUUGCUGAACCUGCCCAAAUCCAAAGACAUAACAUUUGACUGAGGUGGCGUUUUCAUUCUUUAGUUUAGUAAUUUGAUGGUGCUAAGACCUUAUGUUCUUCUCAGGGGUGCAACCUGCCGGUUUCAGGGUCACGGCACCACUCAGGGUUGGGGUUGUCACACACAUUGAGUUUGUCCUUGUCCACCACAGAGAUAAUGCUCAAUCCACUCUUCAUUGAGAAUCCCAUUGUACCGUUGCAAUAUAUCAGUCUGUGAUUUUUGUUUUAACUUGUUUUUUUCCCUCUUGUUUUUCAACCGACAACUUGAAACAUAUCGACAAUCUAACAUCUGUCUGACUAGCUCAAUACUGGGUACUCUGUGUUGACGGGACAUGAAGAGCGUUGAAGUGACGUCUGUUAUAUCCUGUUACGGUUGGGUAGUUGUCAGAUGUUGGGCUAAAAGAUGUAUGCCUACAUGACAUAAAGUAGUACUGUCAGUCGCCUUCCUUCCCCACCAGUAGACAGCACAUGUAGUAUGUCUUCAAAUGGUCACAAUGCAAGAAUCUCAAUGAAGAUCCCAGUGUGGUUUUGCAUUAUUGAAGUGUUGUAAAUAAUUGUCCUUUUAUUCUAUUUGAUUACUGUAUUUAUUUGCAUUCUAUGUAAAUCAAAGUCUCUGUGAGAUUUUGCUUUGGUGUUGUUCAAAAAUAAAUCAACUGUUGCAAGAA